GGAAGCUAUACUGUGUAGCAGAAAAAUAGGACCGCGUAACUAUUGUAUGGCCUUAAACGUUGUAAGCCAAUAAGUGGGAGUAAUAGUCGUUAAUGACCUUAAAAUGUAGCAAGGGUUGGUAUUGGUACAAACGCUGAGCUUUGCAAACAAGACUCCGAAGCAAUUUCGGAUGAGAGCGAGAUGUUUCCUCCACACACCAGCUUCAACGACUCCGGGCUUCGACGUCACGUAAAUUAUCCUCUGUGUAGUAUACUUGAAACAGAGCGUGAGUGGAGAGAGUGGGUUGACCAGUUGGUUUAUUUCGAGAAUAUCACAAGAAACCGAAUCGUUUUACUUUUUAAUGGCUCACGACAUACGCGACGAGACCGAGCAGAGGUCCAACUUAAAGCCAGAAAGAAACGGUGGCAGUGAAACCACAGAAAGAGAGUCGGAGGAACAGGCCGUGUCGGACCCAAAACAGGAACCGGGCGACGAGAUAGUUGGAAUGAACGUGAGAGGUGCUACUGGUUCGUUCACGGAGCACUGUUUAGAUUCGCUCCCCGUCCCGGGUUCUGAUAAAGAAGCCGGUAUUCUGAUGAGGAACCAACAUAUCGACGAAGCCGGCGAUGAACUCUCUGAAGCUGGUAAAAGUCCUGUUCAGGGGAGUUUGGCGAGCAGUGUCGACAGUACGCAAGAGGGCUCUCGGGUGCUGAAACAGGAACAAAGGAAGGGAGAGAACGUGCCCUCUCCCUCACCAUCUGCCGGGUGCACAAAGACAGCGGAGAGAGCGACCCACGGCACCAAGAGACGGGCCAGCCAGGAGGUAACUUCGUCGGAUGGAGAGCCGCUGAGCCGCAUGGAUUCAGAGGACAGUAUCAGCAGCACCCUGGUAGACAUGGAAAGCAUGGCAUCGAGCGGUCGCUCGACUCCAGCCAUGCUAAACUGCAGUGGGACGGCUCUGUCCAGCAGCAGCAGCAGCUCCAUACCGGUGUGUGGCAAGUCUCUGAGCUACAAAUGCUGCUGGGAUCACUGCCAGAUGCUGUUCCCGAGCAGCCCAGACCUGGCUGAACAUAUCAGGGCAACACAUGUGGACGGUCAGCGUGGAGGGGUGUUUGUGUGUCUGUGGAAGGGCUGUAAAGUGUACAACACACCAUCAACCAGUCAGAGCUGGCUGCAGAGACACAUGCUAACCCACAGCGGAGAUAAGCCAUUCAAGUGUGUCGUGGGGGGAUGCAACGCCACAUUCGCCUCACAGGGUGGGCUCGCCCGUCACGUCCCCACCCAUUUCAGCUCACAGGGCUCGUCCAAAUUAUCCAGUCAAAACAAACCAAAGGAGGAGUCUCCGUCCAAGGCGGGCCUCAACAAGAGAAGAAAACUGAAGAACAAACAACGGCGCUCACUGCCCAGACCUCAUGACUUCUUUGAUGCUCAGACCAUGGACGCCAUCCGUCAUCGAGCCAUCUGCCUGAACCUGGUCACACACAUUGAGAGCUUGGGCAACGGACACAGCGUCGUCUUUCACAGCACGGUAAUAGCCAAGAGAAAAGAGGACUCAGGCAAAGUAAAGGUUCUUCUGCACUGGACACCUGAAGACAUACUGCCUGAUGUGUGGGUGAAUGAGAGUGACCGGCCGCAGCAGAAGACGAAGGUAGUUCAUCUGUCAAAGCUUCCCACAGACACUGCUGUUCUGCUCGACCCCAGCAUUUACAGGAUGUUCUUUUAACAACGUUGAGGCAGCUUUGGGGGCGUCUUUCUGCUGAGCACACCAUGGAAAGGUGUCCACAUCUUUAACCACACCUCUCUCGCUCUCCAGCCUGAAAAUUCUGGAGGUGUGGUUAAGUGCUUAGUUAUAUUUUUAAGUAAUGACAGUUCACUGACCACUAGAAGGAGAUGUUGCUACAUUUAGGUAACACAACUAGACUGACAACAUACUUAUGUGUUUACUGUAGUGAAAUAGAAAUAGUUAGAAUAAAGCAGCCUGUAAAUACUUGAGAUUUGUAAUAUAUUUUUUUACUUACACUUUUUUUACUUCUUUGUAGAUAUGUUAUUUUGUCUCACCUGACAAUUUUAAAUAGAUGUUUAAAACAGAUGUAGAUGUAAAGUAUUGCAGGAUUGCAAAUAGCUUUGCUCUGUUAUUUUGUUAAUAAACUUUUCCAAUCAAA
Cynoglossus semilaevis (tongue sole) is the source of this 2141-nucleotide messenger RNA. Its product is annotated as zinc finger protein AEBP2-like. The transcript has 8 exons. Lineage: Eukaryota; Metazoa; Chordata; Actinopteri; Pleuronectiformes; Cynoglossidae. Gene Ontology annotation, biological process: regulation of transcription by RNA polymerase II. The record is from RefSeq and is a predicted model, not a curated record. Bases 341 to 1702 code for a protein of 453 amino acids. Gene Ontology annotation, cellular component: ESC/E(Z) complex.